AUGAACUUAGCCUGCUGCUGUCGGUCUACAAUAAUGGGAAAACUAUUGAGCCUGUUAGCUCGAGAUGAGAAUAGUUGCUGUUCUGCUCAACAGAAAUACGACAUAUUUUUAGAUUUUGAAAAUGCCCAACCUACUGAAAGUGAAAUGGAACUAUUUGACGAGGUCCAAAUCGUGCUUACCGAGGCCUCUGACGUGCUUUCCGACCUCAAACAUUACUUGGGCGCUGACCAAUACAUACGAGCAGCGAUUAAUAACCCAAGUGCCGAACAAAAUGCAUUGACAUGGGAAGCGUUGAUGCCUCGAAUUCGCACUUUGAGACGAUUCUAUUUUUUCUCACAAAAAAUUGCUUUCGUUGUACCUCAAAUUCUAACUGAAAUAUGUUCAGAUGAUAUAACCCCAUCGUUACACCUAGAAAAUCAACAAGCUCUAGUCAAACAAUUUUCCGAGAUCAUUGAGUUUGUGUUGAAGUUCGAUGAAUACAAGAUGAGAACACCAGCGAUUCAAAACGACUUUAGCUAUUACAGACGAGUGUUGAUGCGUGAAGGUGCAUCAGUGCAUUCGUUCACGGACCAAGAUGAAGAUUCUAACAGCAAUUUAAACGUUGCCAACAAAGUGUCCUUGUUCUACGCAGAAGCAACGCCAAUGUUGAGAACACUGUCAAAUGUUACUUCACAAUUUUUGAACAAAGAUAAACGGCUCGUUGACUAUGCCAUUGAUAUGUUAAGUACCAUGGUAAAAGUGUGCAUACGCAUGUUGGAAACACCUACGGUUCAGUUCAGAAAACAGGAAACUCACCUUUUCAUGCUUCGCGUAUUAGUCGGCCUCAUCAUACUGUACGACCACGUGCACCCAAACGGAGCGUUCGUCAAGACUUCCAACAUAGACAUUAAAGGUUGCGUACGGCUGCUUAAAGACCAGCCGGAAGAGUUUCAGACUGAAAACCUGUUGAACGCACUGAGGUACACCACAGCUCAUCUAAACGACCCGUCUACAUCGAAAACAGUCAGAUCCCUGCUCAUGGAGGCGUGA
Molecule: messenger RNA, 1029 nt
Organism: Macrosiphum euphorbiae (potato aphid)
Lineage: Eukaryota; Metazoa; Arthropoda; Insecta; Hemiptera; Aphididae
Source: the annotation of a GenBank genome assembly